Acanthisitta chloris (rifleman) is the source of this 4281-nucleotide messenger RNA. RefSeq names its product RNA binding motif protein 33 (gene RBM33). NCBI's taxonomy places the organism in Eukaryota, Metazoa, Chordata, Aves, Passeriformes, Acanthisittidae. Gene Ontology annotation, molecular function: RNA binding. The transcript is spliced from 20 exons. The record is from RefSeq and is a predicted model, not a curated record. Bases 1 to 3489 code for a protein of 1162 amino acids.
AUGGAGUCACCAUCCCUGGAGGGGUUCAAAUCCAUGUGGAUAUGGCACUUGAGGACAUGGUUUAAUGAUGAUGACUUUGAUCAGUUUGAUAAGCCUGGUGCAGAAAGGUCUUGGAGAAGAAGAGCUGGGGAUGAUGACUGGGACAGUGAACUUGAUGAUGACUUGCUUGGAGAGGAUUUGCUAACUGGAAAAAAGAAUCAGUCAGACUUGUCAGAUGAAGAGCUGAAUGAUGACCUUCUGCAAAGUGACAAUGAAGAGGAACAAGAAUUUCGCUCUCAAGGAGUCACAGUUAGCCUAAAUGCUACAUCUGGCAUGCUGACAUCAUAUGAGCUCUCUGAGACCAUCAACGAUCCAUCACUAGAACAUGAGUCUGAGUAUGACCAAGGGGAGGAUGAAAUUGGUUAUGACAAAUCUGAAGCACCUGAAGUGUAUGCUUCAGAAUAUGCAGAGGAAGGACAUUAUGAAGGCAAUGAUCCUGAACUGACAGAAGACCAAAUAGAAUAUGGGGAAGAGCCUGGAGAAGAAGAUGAAGUGCUAGACCUUGAAAUCAAUGAACCCCUAGAUGAAUUUCCAGAUGAAGAUUACAUGCAGUCAUACAAUGAGCAAGGAAUAGAAGAGCAGGAAGAAUAUACAGCUGAUGAGGAGCUUGAAGAAUCCCAGACAAUGGCAAAUGAAUCAGAAGAGGCAGCAAUUGGAUCUCUGGAACUUCAAGAAGAAAGAAAAGAGGAAUCUGAUGAAGAGGAGGAUGAUGAUGAAGAGUCGGGACGAUUACGUUUCAAAACCGAACGGAAAGAAGGAACUAUAAUUAGGCUCUCAGAUGUGACAAGAGAAAGGAGAAACAUUCCAGAAACAUUGGAGCUUUCUGCAGAAGCCCAGGCAGCAUUACGUGAAUUCGAAGAGAGGGAAAGGCAGCUCAAACAGGGACGAUACGGCUCAAGGAGAGGAGGGCGAAGAGGAGGGUCGGUGAUGUGCCAUGGAAUGGGAGAACAAAGGAGAGACAAUGACAGGGGAAGAAUGAAGGAUCACAGGCCUGCACUGCUGCCAAACCAGCCACCAGCAAUGCAUCAGCAUCAUUCUUCUCCUCCUCCAGGGCUACAUAUGCCCCCUCAGAUAGAAACGCCUCGAAUAAUGAUGACUCCACCUCCAGUGACACCUCAGCAACCGAAGAACAUACACAUAAAUCCACAUUUCAAGGGGACAGUAGUGACACCUGUACAAGUGCCCUUGCUGCCAGUUCCAGCCCAGCCAAGACCUGCUGUAGGACCCCAGAGAUUUCCUGGCCCUCCAGACUUCCAGCAGCAUACACCUGGACCAGUUCCUACCAACUUCUCCCAAGCCCCAAGGCUGCCAAUCCAGGACCAGUGGAGAGGGCCACCCCCACCACCUCCACCACUCCCUCCUCCACCUCCUCAGGAUAGAGAUCCUUUCUUUUUAGCAGAUCCAAGGUUUCCGGGUCAUCCCUUGUUUGAGCAGCGAAGCCCUCCCCCACCACCACCUCCUCCACUUCUCAACAGCGCCCAUCCCGUCCCUGCCCAGAGCCCCAUGCCGUUCACCCAGCCUGGGCCAGCCUUUAACCAGCAGGGCCAGCAGCCCGUGUACCCCAGAGAGCGGCCGGUGCGGCCCAACAUGCAGCCCCAAGGUCCCGUGGGGAUCCUGCACUUCAACCAGCCAGGCUCGGCCAACCCGCGCCCCUUCCUCCCGCCGCGGCAGCAGUUCCUGCAGGCUCCAGGGCAGCCCUUCCUCUCCCCGCACACGCAGCCCAGCAUGCAGGGUCCCAUGCAUCCUCCAUUACAGCCUCAGCCACAACCUCAGCCUCAGCAGCACCAUCACCAGCAGCAGCCACAGCACCAUCACCAGCAGCAGCAGCAGCAGCACCAUCAUCAUCUCCAAGGGCCACCACAACCCUUGAUGCCCAUGAACCAGCCACAAUUCAGGCCUCACAUGCAGGCCGCACAGCAACAGCCAAAUAACAACAGGAUGCAGUGUCAGCCACGACAGGGUCCAAUAAAGCCAAGGCAUAGUACACCAUCACAGAAUAUUGUCAAGCGUCCCAAUCAGCAGCUGCAGACAACUGCUCUGAGGAACAGUAACUUGCGCGAGUUGCCGAUAGCACCAUCACAUGCCAUGGAAAUGAGCAACAACAGGCGAACCUCUACCCCAGCUGCUCAGGUCAAACCCAUUACCAGCACCGUGUCUGCCACCAAGCCUGUCACUGGUGGUGGUGGAAACUCCCAAGGAAGGCCUGAGAUGAAAGCUAAAGCAGUCACACCGGUGGGUCAAGCAAAGUCCGAAGGAAAAUCUGAACCAGAGUACCCAGACGAAGAUGAAGAAACCAGGUUGUAUCGUCUGAAGAUAGAAGAGCAGAAGCGCCUAAGAGAAGAAAUCCUGAAGCAGAAGGAGCUGAGACGGCAGCAGCAGGCUGGGGCCAGGAAGAGAGAAUUGCUGGAAAGACUUGCUCAGCAGCAGCAGCAGCAGCAGCAACAACCUUCUACGCCACAGUCCUACAUGCAGCACGAGGAUGACUCCUCUGAGUUCCCCACCAAUGGCAGCCCUUACAUACCCCACUCUGGCUUGCAGACCAGGCACAACGUGAAAAACAGACUCCUUGUUAGAAAGCAAGACACAGUAGUUCCAAAUAUCCAACCCAAACCCACAGAUUUCCCCCAGGGCACAGGGGAUAUGCAGUACCCAGGACAGCAGAUGAAGCCGGUGAAGCAGCUGAGGCAGACUAGAACAGUUCCUCCAAGUCAGCCUCAGGCACCACAGAAAGUGUUACAGACAAAACCUGCUGCGGCGUCGCUGCCCACGACGCAGACGGCUCGAGUGGCUUCGGUGCAAGCAAGGCCCCAGGAGCAGAAACCUGGUGUGAAAAGGACUGUGAUGCAGCGGACAAACAGUGGUAGUGAUGGGCCCCAUGUCGGCAGCAAAGUCAGGGUGAUUAAAUUGUCAGGAGGGCAGGGGGGAGAGGAUGCUGGCUUUUUUCACCCAGAGGGCCAGCCCCAGCGGCCCCAGCAGCCCCCGGAGCCGAAACAGCAGCCAGUGCGGAAGGUCACAUUGACAAAGGGAAUGAUGCAGCAGCACCUACAGCAGCAGGAGGCACAGAUCCAUUCACCAGCUCCUCAAGGAGUCAAAAACAUCCAGGGAAUCCAUCAGCCUAAAAAGGUCAUUAUGCACGGCAGAGGCAGAGGAGUAGCAGGCCAGAUGGGCCGAGGACGCUUGAUGCCAAAUAAACAGAACCUGCGAGUGGUGGAGUGCAAACCUCAGCCCUGUAUUGUGUCAGUUGAAGGGCUUUCUUCAUCAACUACUGAUGUCCAACUGAAAAACCUGCUGAUGUCAGUGGGACCCAUUCAGAGUUUACAGAUGCUUCCUCAACAGCGGAAAGCCAUAGCAAAAUUUAAGGAGCCAGCACAUGCUUUAGCAUUUCAACAGAAAUUCCACAGGCACAUGAUAGAUCUGUCCCACAUCAAUGUGGCCCUGAUUGUUGAGUGAUGUCUGCUGAGAGGAGCCCUGACACUAACUGAAGCAUCCUGUGGAGCUACGUGAGACACAGUGACGUAACCACCGAGUUGUGAAACCUCUCAGCUUACUCUUUAAUUGCUCUGGUGAACUACACAAAGCACCGGGAUAUCCUCCAGAAGAGCUGAACUUGAGAGGAUCUGCAAAGGUGGAAUUUCUGUUCAGUUUCUUCACAUUCUGUUGUAACCACAUGGAAUUAUAGAUAUUUUUUUUUUUCCAAAAUGCUUUCAAUGCAUGUAGACACUGUUCUUCAAGAUUCUACUGUGUGACCACAGUGACUUGAGAGAGAACGUUUACAGCGAAAGAUUCAAAAACUUUCUUCAUAGCAAAGAAUAUUUGAUAAUGGUUGCUCUUAUCUUCAGUGCGAGGUAUUUGAGUGAAAACUCAUUUUUUCAAACAAAACACAUUAGUUGCAUUGUGUAUCUGGGAGCACAGAAGGUAUUCUUGCAUAGAUUUGAACGUGGUCUGCUUCACUGAAUAGCAGUUUGCUGAGAAGCUUUGGAGGUGACGCCGGAAAAUUGUAGUUUUGAUCUUUGUAAAUAAGUCUGUCUUUGAAUUUUUCUAUUCCAACAUAGACUUCCAUCUUCCCUUUCCAACUCCACUUAUCCCAUAAAACCCUGUGUAGGAAUAACACUGCUGUAUUUUCCCAUGGUUUUUAAAAACAAGGAUCUUCGCCCUUCAGUAGCAUCGUGGGGUAGUGAACUCCAAGUUGUAACUGGGUUGUUUUAAAUAACACUGCCAGAUACAAGGAAAAGAAAUAUUUGG